AUGCCCAAAUCCUCACCGUGCGCCUUCUCAUGGUCCUCCCUGUGGCUGGCAUCUUUGGCUACUUUGGUUGUGCAGUCGGUGCUCUCUUCCUCCUACUCUUCCUCCUCUACAUAUCAGAGAUCUGCAGCCGAUGGGAAGCGACCCGGCUUCAUGGAGAGGACGCUGGUUCUCUUGGAUGUCAACACCCGCAGUCCGAUCAGAGUCCUCAACGACAACUUCCUUUCUUUGCAGCUGGACCCCUCGAUCAUCAAGGACGGGUGGCUGGACUUUCUAAGCUCAAAGCGGCUUGUGACCCUAGCGCGCGGCCUGUCGCCUGCCUUUCUGCGUUUCGGGGGGAAGCGGACCGACUUCCUGCAGUUCAACAACCAGAAGAACCUCGCCAAGUUCAGAGGGCCGGGGCCAGACUACUAUCUGAAGAACUACGAAGACGACAUAGUGCGCAGUGACAUCGCAUUGGACAAACAGAAGGGCUGCAAGCUGGCCAACCACCCUGACAUAAUGCUGGAGCUGCAGAGAGAAAAGGCCGCCACCACACAGCUCGUCCUGCUGAAGGAGCAACUGUCCAACAUCUACAGCAACAUUACAAUAACAGCCAGGUCUUUAGACAAACUGUACAACUUUGCCGACUGUGCUGGUCUGCACCUGAUCCUGGGGCUCAACGCGCUGCACAGAAACCCAGACAACUCCUGGAACACCUCCUCCACCCUGAGCCUCCUAAAGUACGGCGCUGGAAAGAAGUACAACAUAUCCUGGGAGCUUGGAAACGAGCCUAACGCGUACCGCAGCAUGGUGGGUCGAGCGGUCAACAGCACGCAGUUGGCUCAGGACCACACCAAGCUGCGGACCCUGCUGCAGUCUGUGCGCUACUACCACCGAGCUCACCUCUACGGCCCCAACGCAGGUCGACCCCGGAAGAACGCCAUCCUGCUGCUGGACGGGUUCAUGAAGAAUGCCGGCUCUGUUGUAGAUGCAGUUACGUGGCAACAUUAUUAUAUGGACGGCAGAGUGAACAAAGUGGAGGACUUCCUAAAGACCCGUCUGUUGGACACACUGACAGAGCAGAUAAAUAAAGUCACCAAGGUUGUGAACACACACUCUCCUGGUAAGAAGGUAUGGCUGGGUGGGCUCGGGCCGGCGUGGGCAGGAGGCAUCAACAAUCUCUCCGACACAUACGCUGCUAGCUUUCUGUGGGUGAACGCGCUGGGAAUGGCUGCUGUGCAGGGGAUUGAUGUUGUCCUGCGUCACUCGUUCUUUGACUACGGAUACACACACCUUGUGGACCAGAACUUUAACCCUCUACCUGAUUACUGGUUCUCUCUGGUCUACAAGCGUCUGGUUGGUCCGAGGGUUUUAGCCGUGCGGGUGGCUGGACUGCAACGGAAGCCACAACCAGGACGAGUCAUACGGGACAAGCUGCAAAUCUACGCCCACUGUACCAGCUACUACAACCAUAACUAUGUGAGAGGGUCCAUAACGAUCUACAUCAUCAACCUGCAUCGGUCGCGAAAGAAAAUCAAGUUGGCGGGGACAUUACGGAACAACAUUGUCCAUCAGUACCUGCUGCAACCCUACGGCACUGACGGACUCAGAGCCAAAUAUGUCCAGCUGAACGGGGAGAAGCUGCUCAUGGUGGACAAUGAGACAUUUCCCGAGUUAAAGCCUAAGACAUUGAGGGCUGGACGGACAAUAGCCAUGCCUCCCAUGACCAUUGGCUUUUAUGUCAUCAAAAACAUUAACGCAUACGCCUGCCGAAGAUAACACUGACCCCUCAUCCGGAGCUUUAGGAGCACUGCUCAAAGUCACAGCUUUGAUCCAAAGCUUCAAAAAAAGAUGUGGCUUUUUAAAUGUUCCCUUUUCUGCUGAAACACAGGGAGGUCAGAAAAAACUGCUUUUUAUAAUUUGCAUGUCUUGCUCAAGGACACUUCAGUAGAGUGGACACUUGAGUACAGUACAAUCAUGUAGUCUUCAUCAUUAUUCAUGACUAAAGAAAGACUUGCCCAAAACACAUACAAAAGGGCUGCACUGAACUCUUUUCAAUUCUUUUCUCCAGCAGCUCUUUGUUCAAGACUCUAAUGUUUGUGUGACUUUGUAUGAAGUUAUGCAAUAUCACAAAAGUCCACCUUAAUGCAACUUAUUAAGCUAUCAUUUCUCUGCUUGGAUUGUAAAACCUAGAGAUGUUAUCUCUGUCUGCCCAGGGUUUCUUCUGUUUUUCAUAAUUAAUCUUCUACUGACCGAUGAAGAGAAACAAACGCAGCGUUUCUGAGAUUACACAAGUCAAGAACAUACAAGGUGUGUGUGUGGUGUGUGUGUGGUGUGUGUGGUGUGUGUGUGUGUGUGUGUGUGUGUGUGUGUGUGUGUGUGUGUGUGUGUGUGUGUGUGUGUGUGUGUGUGUGUGGUGUGUGUGUGUGUGUGUGUGUGUGUGUGUGUGUUGAUAAAGCUACUGAUGUGUCUGUCCAGUCUAUUUGCCUCUGAAAGCGUGGUUCCUUCUCUGCCAUUUCAAGGGGCUUAAAGGGAAAAUAUUCUUCUUCUAAAGGCUGUUUUGUGUGUCGUGUGUGUCGUUACGUUCCGCUCCCAUCCAGCCUCCACACACAAUCUGGGUUUUGUGCAGAUGUAAUGUCACUAUCUUCAUUUUGAUGUAACGUUUUAUAAUCCUCUUGUGCUGCUAGAGUUUUUUGUACUAAAUAUACAUAUAUUUUACAUAAUUUUGUACAGAUUUACUGUCAAACUAUUAGGUAAUGUAUUGUACAUAAGAAAGAGUGAUGCAAAUACGUGAUUUAAGAUUGAUAUGUUUACUUACAAACAGUAUACAUCUAAUUUAUAUGUCUAAAUAAUUUGCUUUGCUUUAACAUUUCUAGUUUUAAAUGUCAUCGUCACAGACUGUGUUUUAUUUGGAAGAAAAGGAAAUACCUUAAGAUUUAAAAUGGUUCAUUACCCAUGUUUCCCAUUUAUUUUACUUAAAGUUCAUAAUAUUUUAAUCAACUUAUUUCAAGAUAAGCUUGUCAUUUUCUGGACUGCAACCACAUAGUGAGUACAAAUGGGUCAUGAUGUGCUCUUAGAAUAAGAUCAAUGAUUCCAUCUGUACUUUCCUACGUGGUGGAAGUAACACAGGAGCAGGUUCAGAGCCCCAACAUGUUGCAUAUAUAUAUACAUAUAUGUGUCCCUUUAAAUGUGUUCAUAGUUGAUGUAGAGAUGUUCAUAUUUCUU
Molecule: messenger RNA, 3204 nt
Organism: Gymnodraco acuticeps
Lineage: Eukaryota; Metazoa; Chordata; Actinopteri; Perciformes; Bathydraconidae
Gene: hpse2
Product: heparanase 2
Exons: 12
Coding region: 1-1758 (585 amino acids)
Cellular component (GO): extracellular matrix; membrane
Molecular function (GO): hydrolase activity, acting on glycosyl bonds
Source: RefSeq, a predicted model, not a curated record